This is a messenger RNA of Scophthalmus maximus (turbot), 2162 nucleotides long. RefSeq names its product methylenetetrahydrofolate reductase (NAD(P)H) (gene mthfr). Gene Ontology annotation, biological process: tetrahydrofolate interconversion. The record is from RefSeq and is a predicted model, not a curated record. The coding region runs from base 170 to 2122 and encodes 650 amino acids. Gene Ontology annotation, cellular component: cytosol. The transcript is spliced from 12 exons. NCBI's taxonomy places the organism in Eukaryota, Metazoa, Chordata, Actinopteri, Pleuronectiformes, Scophthalmidae. Gene Ontology annotation, molecular function: methylenetetrahydrofolate reductase [NAD(P)H] activity; FAD binding.
GCCUGUAGAGGGCGGCGUUGCGCUCUCCAGUGUGCAGCCUGCCGGAGAGGCACCAGACAGAAGAAGAAGAAGUGUCCGCCUGCUGAGUCUCUCGUCCCCGUCGUGGACGAACACGUUCAACACUACACCGGUGACUCAGACAACGACCGCAGGAGUGUCUCUCGCCACCAUGGUGAACCAGGCUCCACGAGGGGAGGGCAGCUGGAGCGACUCCAGCGGGGCCAGCAACAGCGGCGGGGAGAGCUCCAAGGAGAGCUCCCGCAGCUCCACGCCCGUGCUCGACGCGGACCGCUCGGACCGACUGCGGGACAAGAUGCGGAGGAGGAUGGAGUCGGCGGACCGCUGGUUCUCGCUGGAGUUCUUCCCUCCUCGCACAACCAGUGGCGCUGUCAACCUCCUCUCCAGAUUUGACCGAAUGGGCUCCGGCGGCCCCUUGUUCAUCGACAUCACCUGGCACCCAGCGGGCGAUCCGGGCUCCGACAAGGAAACCUCCUCCAUGAUGAUUGCCAGCACGGCAGUCAACUAUUGUGGCCUAGAGAGCGUCCUCCACCUGACCUGCUGCAACCAGACCAGAGAGAUUAUCACUGGGCACCUGGCCAAGGCAAAGCACCUGGGCCUCAAGAACAUCAUGGCCCUUAGAGGAGACCCAGUGGGAGCAGACUGGGAAGAAGAGGAUGGGGGCUUCAACUAUGCCAUUGACCUUGUUAAACAUAUCCGUUCAGAGUUUGAUGACUACUUUGACAUUUGUGUUGCUGGCUACCCCACAGGCCACCCUGAGGCUGAGAGCUAUGAGGAGGAUCUCCGACACCUUAAGGAGAAGGUGGAUGCUGGAGCAGACUUUGUAAUCACCCAGCUGUUCUUCAGAUCAGACACUUUCCUCAAGUUUCUGGAUGACUGCAGAGCCAUUGGUAUCACAUGUCCCAUCCUACCUGGCAUCUUCCCCAUUCAGGGCUACCAGUCCCUGCGUCAGCUUGUCAAGCUAUCAAAACUUGAGGUGCCAGAGGAGAUCACCAACGUCAUUGAGCCCAUCAAAGACAACGAUGCUGCUAUACGCAACUAUGGGAUACACCAGGCCGUGGAGAUGUGCCGCGUGCUACUGGACAGUGGCAAAGUACCAGGCCUUCACUUCUACACACUAAAUCGAGAGGUCGCCACCAUGGAGGUGCUCAGACAGCUGGGACUGUGGAUAGAAGACCCGAGGCGGCCUCUUCCCUGGGCGGUAAGUGCCCAUCCCAAACGGAAAGUAGAAGAUGUUCGACCCAUCUUCUGGGCUUCCAGACCAAAGAGCUAUAUCUACAGAACCCAGGACUGGGAUGAGUUCCCCAACGGCAGAUGGGGAAACUCCUCAUCUCCAGCUUUUGGCGAGUUAAACGACUACUACUUGUUCUACCUGAAGAGCAAGUCGUCUAAAGAUGCACUGCUGCAUAUGUGGGGUGAGGAGCUGAUGAAGGAAGAGAGCGUGUUUGAGGUCUUCACCUGCUACAUCACAGCCCAGCCAAACUGCAGUGGACAAAAGGUGAUGUGUCUUCCAUGGAAUGAUGAGCCACUGGCCCCAGAGACCAACCUGAUGAAGGAUGAGCUGGAGAAGGUGAACAGACGAGGAGUCCUAACAAUCAACUCCCAACCCAACAUCAAUGGCAAACCCUCCACAGACCCUAUAGUGGGCUGGGGACCUGCAGGAGGCUACGUCUUUCAGAAGGCCUAUCUGGAGUUCUUCACUUCCAGUGAAAAUGUGACCGCUCUCCUCAAAGUACUGAAGAAGUAUGAGCCCCGUGUCAACUACCACAUUGUCAAUGUGCAUGGACGAAACCUGACCAAUGCCCUUGACUUCCAACCUAACGCUGUGACAUGGGGCAUCUUCCCUGGCCGGGAGAUUGUUCAACCCACUGUGGUGGACCCAGUCAGCUUCAUGUUCUGGAAGGAUGAGGCUUUUGCCUUGUGGAUUGAGCAGUGGGCCAAACUUUACGAAGACGAGUCUCCUUCACGGAUGAUCAUCAAGUAUAUUCACGAUAACUACUUCCUGGUCAAUCUGGUGGACAAUGACUUUCCUCUGGAGAACUGUCUUUGGCAGGUCAUUGAAGACAUGUUUGAAAUGCUGGACGCGCCUCCAGAGCCAGUCUGAAUAAAAUAGAUCAUUUGAAACCACUUUUUAUGGAAAGUAA